AUGGCGACUCCCAAUAAUGUCACUCCCACCAACUGCAGCUGGUGGCCCAUCUCGGCUCUGGAGAACGACGCGGGGAAAGGCAAGGAGGGGGAGGAAAAUCAGGAUCCGACAGAUCCCGCUCUCAAAGCCCAGGACAGGCUGGUUUUGUACCACUGGACCCAGUCCUUCAGCUCCCAAAAGGUGCGGCUGGUCAUCGCGGAGAAGGGGCUGCCCUGCGAGGAGCGGGACGUCAGCAUGCCCCUGCUGGAGCACAAGGAGCCCUGGUUCAUGCGGCUCAACCUGGGGGAGGAGGUGCCCGUCAUCAUCCACAGGGACAACAUCAUCAGCGACUACAACCAGAUCAUCGACUACAUGGAGAAGAACUUCACGGGAGGACACUUGGCUAACGCCAGCACGGAGCUGAUGAAGCUGGACCAUGAGGAGGAGCCACCGCUGACGGAGCCGUACCUCUCCAAGCAGAAGAAGCUCAUGGCCAAGAUCCUGGAGCACGACAACGUGAACUACUUGAAGAAAAUCCUCGGUGAGCUGGGAAUGGUGCUGGACCAGAUCGAGGCCGAGCUGGAGAAGAGGAAGCUGGAGUACCAAGGGCAGAAGUGUGAGCUUUGGCUCUGUGGCUGUGUCUUCACUUUGGCCGACGUCUUGUUAGGAGCUACCCUGCAUCGCCUCAAGUUUCUAGGACUCUCUAAGAAAUACUAAGACGGCAGCAGACCUAACCUACAGUCCUUCUUCGACAGGAUACAGAAACGCUUUGCCUUCAGGAAAGUCUUGGGAGACAUACACACCACGCUCCUCUCAGCGGUGGUACCCAACGCCUUCCGGCUGGUCAAGCGGAAACCUCCCUCCUUCUUCGGAGCCUCCUUCCUGAUGGGAUCGCUGGGGGGAAUGGGAUAUUUUGCUUAUUGGUACUUAAAGAAAAAAUACAUCUAAUGCUGGCUGCUUGGUGUUUAGUUUGGUGUCUCUGUGCUGUGUGAAAUUAUGAUGAAGCCUCAGUAACUGUAAUGAAAUUUGAAGCAAGGUAUGACUAAUUAUAUUGUUUAAUGUAACAUUCCAUAGUCUAGAAGUAGAAAAGUAUACUGCAAGGAAAUAAGACAACAACAACAACAACAAAAGCAUCAACUUGUAAAUGCCUUUUUUAGGGUUAAGUAUUCAACGCCAGCGAGAGCCUCAGGGGGUCACCGGGCUCCCCGUGCCCACCGGGAAGUGCCGCCAGUGCAGGCCAGCUCCACUGGGAGAGACAGGAACCCCGAGAAGUUUCCCAGGUUGAACCAUGGGACUCGGAUACUCGGUCCUCGAUGUCUGUUUCCGAAGUGUUCACCGGCCACAUUUCACACGUGUAACUAGUGGGGACUUUUUUCUUCUAGAAGCCAUUCUGUCGUGCUCGGAGGCUUUCCUAGGAGCAGGGUGCAGUAGCUGGUCACGGUCAAGAUGGAUUUGCAUUCUUCAAUUUCCCAUUUUUUAAAUUGUUUUCCUUAAAAAGAAUAUUUUUUAUUGAGCUACUCUUAGCAUCUAUCCACUUUCUAUGUCUGGUUUUGGUGGGCUUUUUUUUAGAAAAGAAUUUCAUGUCUGUCUUCAACUGCCACACUUUCCUCCUGAGAUAAAUCGUUUUGACUUCCACCCUGAAUUUUGACACACGAGGGAAUUAUUGUUUUAGCCUUUUGGCUCAGUCUUGAGUUUUCUUUUGUGGAUUUACAAAGCAUCUCUCACCGCCCAAGCAUACCUGGACUCUGAAAAAGUACUACCGUUUUCCCGAACUGUCAGGACUUUUCUGAAGAAACUUUGGCCUUCUCUUCCAUUGGGGGCUCUUUUCAUCUCCUCGCUGUGUGUUUUCUUAGAGACACUUUGCACAGAAUCACGUUUAUGACUUUCUUGUGCCUUUUGCAUGUUGGAAAGAAUAACGGGCCUCACUGCUACUCGUGCUUUGAAACUGAGAUCCUCAAUAAACCGUAUGGGAGGAGUAACUGCUUCCCAUUCCUAAAUGUGUUCAACAAACUCCUAGUCUAAUUUCAAAGCGUGCCCAUGUCCAGAGGCACGUUGCAGGUGGUUUGUGCUUUUUCUUUUGAGCUGUACUGGUAUAAAACUCGCAUGGAAACAAUGCAUAUUCCUCUUCCAAAGCGCACAUUUCUGUAGGCGCCCAGCCUGCUAGGACCUCCGCUGGCUGGUUUGCAGUGCGCUCUGGUGAUCCCUGCCGAGCCACGCUGCCUCUCUCGGCUUGGGAACUCAUGCCGACUGUGGCUGAAGCAAUAUGAGUUUCAUUGCCUCCAACUCAAAAAUGAUCUUUAUGGCUUGGAAAGCUGCAGGAUUUCCCAGGAGCUUUGGUUCUCAGUACAACCUGGCAGUCAUGGAAGUGUGAAUACUGAGCAGGAGUUACAAGGGUUGAGCACAUAGGGAUUACACAAAUGUAAAAUGCUCUAAUGUAUGCGGUGUUUGCAAUGAGUAUGGGCUGGUGGCAUACCUCUGGAAUACAACCUGUGCAGCUGCAAUAGCAGUUACCCCUGUUACCUCCCAGUGAUUACGGACAAACUCUCGGUGUGUGAUAACCCAAAUCCACCACCUGUGCACGCACAGCAGGCACCUGCAGCUAAGGCUGUUCAGAUGUCCUCCCAAAUACAGUUACCUAUUUGCUUCAUGGCAUUAAUGACUUCUGGAGAAAUAGCUGUUCUGCUUCUCUUUGAAGAGGGAAGCAAGGGGGUCCCCUGAGGUCACCCCUUCUGUUGAAUCUGAAAGGUGUAAGAACAUACACGAUGACCCCUAGUUCAUCACGUCCGUGACACUAAAUUCCCCCAAAGUUGUUACUUCUUUACCAUGAUUUCAUCCUUCUACCUUUGUCGGUUGUUCUACAAAGGCAUUCCCUGGUGCUAAGAGCCAAUGAAAUAUACUCACCAGAUAUGGAAAGGAAUAGUAAUGGAGGAACAAGGCCAUGAAAUCCAGAGAGAACAAGAGCAAAUACUACCACAGUUCCCAGGCUUUCAGCCUGAGAAUGAGGCAGAAGAAAGCUUCUUAGCAAGACUGCUGUUUGUUAUUUUGCUGCCCCUCCCCUCCCUUUUAAAGGAAAUAAAGAAUAAAUUUAGAAUCACAAAUCAGAACUCUAACCACUGGCGAAAGUAGGUGCUUGUUUUGUUUUGGAGCACGCUGUUAUAAUGCAGCUAUUAUAAGAAAUGUCAGGCAGAGCCAACAGCCAGAACAAGGCACAGGUCAGCUCAAACCAAACUGUGACAGCUGUCUGUUAUGUUGUCUCAUGCUUUGAUGGAAAGCCACAGAUGCUGUAGUGACGAGUGUUGUAUAGGGUAGCAGGCUGGCUAGUACUACUUACUGACGAGCCUUUGUUUUGAACCAAAUAAAAGAAAAAUAAAAAUCGGUGAAGACGGUGCCACUCCCUGUUGCUGAGCCUUGUUUCCCGACCUUGGUAAUGAAAAAUAACAGGAGUUUGCUCCAGGGAACAGCAAUCUCCAAGAGCGAUAAGAGACAAUUACUGUGACAGGCAGGGGCUGGAUUGAUGUUGAAGUGAACCACGAGAUGAAUGUCACCACCCCAAUCGAUCCAGAUUAGAUACUUACUAUGAAGCAGCCCUGUUGUGAUUACAGGCUAUCAUAAUAAAAAGUUGCUUUCGCUCCAGUUGAUCUAAGCCUCAUCAAUUUUUCUCCUCUAGUUCCAUUUAAAAACAGAGAGCCGCAUCCUACAGCACCGUAAGCCAGGCUCUGGCCCGAUGUUCCCUGCCCAAGGUACUUUCUGUACACAGAAAUGUGGAAACGAGAGCAACCAUCUGUUUUCUCGCUCCAGGACUUCAUGCUUUGCUCUCAGCAAGGUGUGGGGUAACAGCAGCUCCCAAGGGGUAAGGCUGGAAGGUGAGGCACUCAGAGAUGCUGUUUGGAACAAACGCCUGCCCUGGGAUACCUCACAGUUUACUACUGACCAAUUCUGUAGCAAACUGCUAGCCCUGAAGCGCUGGCUCAGCCGCACAAGACAACAGAGGGAAUGGCUUGUGCUGUAUCAUCCUGCACCACACACUCCUGAGUAUCUAACCCAAUCCCGUUUAGGGUCCUUCUUCCCUCCCACUUGCCAAGUCCCAGUCCAGCACUGAGGGACAGCUUCACCUUACACGCACUUACUUACCCAAGCAAAUUUUUAGCCAUUGAAAUUUCUGUUUUUUAGGAGCAGCCAUGCCUUUAGGCACCUAAGGACCUUAAAAACCUUUACGCAUGCUGAAAUGCUGGACUUGUUAUUGAGAUCAGCAUCUACUUGGCAAGUCUGAGCCCUUCUGAACACCUCUGAGAUGGAGCCUCAUGACACUGAGUGAGCUGUGGGUACCACACAACCUCCUCCUCCCUCCCAAGCCUCCUGUUCAAGAGGCUCCCAGGGAUCAGAUUUAUAACCCUACAGUUUCUGAAGUCUUUAUACUCCUAUGGGUUUUGCUCAAAAUGCUCAACUAUGAAAACCAAAAUGUAUGUGUCAGUCUUGUGACCACAGUUUGCAGCCUUCUCUUCUUGUCAAGGGAUGGGGAAGAUUUCUCCAUGCAGAAUAAAGGACUUGGAAACAAAGCUUGGCAGAGGACAUAGGACAGAGCACACAACCUAAGCCUGUCUGUCACAGGUUGCCAAAGAAAUCAAGAUCAAGGGCUAAGACUACCUAAUGACAGUCUUGUGGCCCUCUAAGAAAUUAAUUGCUGAGUCUUGCUGUGUUUCUGGAUGGAAAAAUAUCCUUACCACACAACCGCAGUUUCAGUGUUCUCGCUAAUGAGGAGAAGGGGAUGGUGUAAGAGGUGCUCUUUCAAGCAAGGGGAAAACUUCAUUUCUGCUGUGAAACAAAUAAGGGACUUUCCCACCUGAGAAUGACAAACAGAAAACAUUAGAGCUCGUGACAAUACUGGGUUUUGAGACAUUCACAUCAAGAUCAAAGCCAAAUCCACCCAAGCUGGUUCUGCAAUAUUCCUAUCCAUACCCCUGAAGGAUUUCCUAAAGCAUGGCCUCACUGUUCACAGAAAAGCUUUUGUCUGAGACCCCUAAUACUGAAUUUAAGGUUUUAAGCAGGAGCAAAACCCACAGGAACUUUUAUUCUCAGAUAAAGCACAUUCAUGACAAAUAAGUUUCCUUUUCUCCCUGUCACGCUGACUUCCUAAUGUGCCCAGGUGACACUUACUAUCAUUACCUUUUAUUUUCCAUUUUACACGCUUUCCUCUGCAAGAUUAAACGGAGAGAAAACAGCUUGCUUUAAAUGCCUCAGGGAAACAAAGAGUUCCACGCAAGCCCUAAAUAAUGCAGGCGAACAAUCGCUGUGUCAGCACACAGAUGUCUAUCACUGCGGUGCAGGCAGGCAGCAGGAGCGGAGGCUGCAGACUGCAGAGAGCCGCGUGCUGCAGGCCACGGCCGUACGCGCAGAGGGCAGCUGCCACUGCCAAAGCAGAUUAUUUCUAUUUCCACAUGACUUCAACAUCAAAUCGUAUCGAUAAGCAAAGCGUCAACCUCCACCCACUCCUUGGGAGCUCACAAUGCGUUUUUCUGCCUUGUCCUUCUCUGUACAACGAUCUGCUUUCAGCUCCGCUUUUCUUCGCCCCUCUCCACCAUCCUACCCCUUUUCUCUCUUCUGCAUUUUCCUGAUUUCACUCCUCUGUCUGCAGCAUAGGGAUACACGAGUAUUUUCACAGGGACAUCUCCGUUGUCAGGAGCCCAUGGGCUGUGGAACUGCACCAGCAGACAAAGCACCUCCCAUUUCCACCUUCUGAGAAAGAGCAGAAAAAAAAAAAAGAUGAUGAAGUCUUGCUAAAGAGCUCUCACCUAACAGCACAGACCAACUGACAACCUAGAAAGCUUUUCUUGAAAAAUAACGCUGUCCAUCCCCCUGCUUUCGCUACCUGCUGUCUCAGCCCUUUCCUAACAGCACCUCAUCUCUCCUGUGACCUAAAUCCUUUUUAGCUGCAGUGGAGUUAUCCAAAUAAAGCUACUUUGCAAUCAGAACUGCGUGUAACUGGGUUUGAGGGUGUGUUUGAAUGUUGCAGGCACUUCUUGGCACAGAACCACUUUAUACAGUUGAGAGCUGUUUCACACGUACUGUUUACAUCACAAGGUAAUGUCACUCCACUGCAAGCCUCCGAGAACACUUCUAUUUUUGUUGACCAAAUGCAAUUUCUUUCCAUGCCAUGUUCUCUGAGCCAAGCAUUAGAGAAGAGCAACAGAAAGGAUUCCUGGCCACAAACAAACACAACAGCAAAAUUGAACUAAGAAGAAACUCUCCCACUGAACAAACAAAAAUUACCUGGCAUCAUUUCACUUGUCUCUCAACUUUCAAAUCAUGACAAUGAAUGGGAAAUAAAUACAUUCUUAUGUUCAAUCCUUUACUACUUCCAUUCUCCUAAAGACUGAAAUGGUAAUGCCAGGCUACAGCAAAGCUGGAGCAAUGGUGCACGGUGCUGAGCCAAGCUGUGACCUAGAAUGACACUCACUGAGUCUACCAAGUAGAUUUCAAAUCGUUGCUUGUUUCCAUCAUCUGAAAAUCCUCAGUGCAGACUCAAUGCCAUUCAGAACCAGCACAAUCCUGCUGGCUUUGGGUACAGUUCACACACUUGGAUAUAAGCCUAACAGGCUUUGUGGGCAUAGCAUCAUAUUCUCAAUUAGUUCUGCACGGAUUUCUCUGUCACAGUCAACUAUUUUGAGCCACAACCUAUUUAGCUGCAUUUUCUCCAGCACUGAGUCACGAUCCGUUACGCCUGUCACUGAUGCAGUCACGUUGCGUGCGACCUCUCGGCGCUGCAGCUCUCCCCAGUCCCAUCGCUCUGCGGAACAUCACAGGAGUCAGGAAGAGGUUUCAGAAUAGAGCUGACGUUUACAUCAAGGAUAUGCCUAUCUGUUGCUUGGACAUCGUUUUCCACAGAUUAAAUGUAUUAAAUUGCAUGAUGGAGGGAACGCAUGAUCUGAAACUGCAAAACGAAUCUAGACUGGACAUGGAAAAAGGCUUCAGAGAUGAGACAGAAAAAAAAUAAUCAUUUAUAUUUACUUUUAUUCCAAGCUUUUCUUUAUUCAGCCUUACACCACUAGGGAGGCAUGCCGCCCAACUGCAGGUCUCCAACCACUGGGUACACCUUCAGGAGAUGCCUGACCAAGAAAGGACAUUUUUAUGAGUACUCCUUUCCCUCAAUAUUCAACUCUCCCGAAAAGCUAGUAAAGCUCUUCAUACUGCUUAUUUUUUGUGCCAUGUUACAGUUCCAAAGCUUUACAGAAAACUUUGCUCAGAUUGUUACAAAGCACAUGGCAUUGCCUGUUUUGUGACAGCCAGAAGGCGGAUUAAAAAAAAUCUUUCAGAUUAAAUGUUACUACAUAGUUGCCUGAAAUUUCAGGGAUUGCGCUCCAUCCUGGUGGUCGUUUGCGUUUCUCAUUUUCCCACUAGCCACCUCUAUAUUCUCAUUGUAUACUUAAGGCACUGAGGUCCCCAUCUCACAUUCAAGUGAAUUAGUAAUUUUCUGCUAAAUACCCGGGUAAAACUACCCUGCAGAAAACACAGUACUUGCUCCCCAAGAAAAAAGAAAAAGCUAACUACUAACACAUCGAGUGGUGCUUUCAAGUGACCUUUCCUUCCAGGAGUUCAGGCACAUCAGACGUACACCUGCUUCAGUAAGUUAGGCGUGUGCUUUUUUCCAGGUGAACACUAUUACAGUGACUGACCAACUCCUUUUAACAAUGGUUAAUUAUGAGUUCAGAGCCACAACAGCCUUUAUUGCUAGUACCAAUUACCUUUGUCUUAAGCUUUGACAAAAUACUUACAAGAGGGGAAGACAACAUAAAGGGAGAAAGCAUGCAUUUAGCAGAGGUAAGGGGUGCUUUUUACUAAUCUGCACCCCAGGAGGUGAGAUGAAGCUAUGAAAAGACAUAAUCCUAGGAAACAGGUUUGAGUGAGCAGAGAUAAAUAUGGGCUGAUCAAAGGCAAAGAGCUGGAAAAGGCUGAUUGCAGAGAAGCUGCAGGGAUGGGCUUUAAGCUACAGUGGAAAAAUGGGUAUUAUUUUACUAAGAAAAGUGGCUGCAUAUUUGUGUUCAGAACUAAAGGCUGAUUUUCCAAGGCAUUUAAUAUAUCACAGCAGCCCCUAGAGUUUUUCAGUUAAAGUGCACCACAGCACAUAACUGGGCCUUGCUCACGUUGUCACAAAUUGCCGUGCAUCAAAACAGAAAACCGGAUUCGAUUCUUGUGGCUGCUCCAUGACCUAAGUUUCAGCGUGCACACAAAAAUAAAAGGCAAACCAGGAAUACCAUUUAGCACCAGUGAAGCAUUUUGGACUAGAUGAUCUUCAGAGGUCCCUUCUAACCUCAGCCAUUCUGUGAUUUACAGAACAAGUCUGCUUUCAACAAAGACACUGAGGAAGAGUCAAACCCCCAGUUUCAAAUACGUUUGUGGUCUGAACUGUUCAGAUGGAUUUUACAAAAGACCCAAGCCUACCUGUUCGCCUGAUCUCGCCUCCCAUGAUGCAAACAGUUGAAUGAGUCCCAGGCAAGUGAAGAGUGAAAUGAAUCCUAAUCCACUUAAACCUCCCACUGUGUUCUAGUUGAGACUCCCUUCUUUAGUGGCCCCAUCAGAGGAGGACCUCUAAGGCACCAAGACCACGAGCAUCAUCUGCAUCAGUCAGGCUAAAUGCUACUUUUGUGAAAGCAGCGAUACAGAGCCCGGAAAACAAGCUAGACUUAAUCACAUGCAAUGAAAAAAACAUCAAACUUAUAUUAAAACAAGUAAGAAGCCAGUAAGAUGUUGCAGAGAAAAAUUCCCUAUGUAACUCUACAAACAUGGAAAUAUAACUCUGUGGAAGCAGAGAAAUACUGUUCUGAACUAACUUCAAUGCAAGUAAAAAACCAACCAAAUAAAAAACAACCAAACCAAACAAAGCAAAACCCAACUCUUUCUAAACAUUAUAGUUUUUCUUCUGGAAUCGACUAUCAAAUGUGAACAUUUACCUUUAGACUAUGUUACUUUCCUCCAAAAUUUUAAAACAAAUUAACAGUAACUGUUGAUAGUUGAAAGAAAGGAUCUGACAGUCUGGUAGAAGCAAUCAAAUCCAGUUAUUCACAGCACUGUUUCUUCUUUGGCUGAAAAUUUGUAAGAGAUUCCACACUGUUAUUUUAAUGAUAAAAGGGUGGGGUGGAGGAAGUCAGGUAAAGGUAACAGCAAAUAUGCAAACAGAAAAUCUGCACCUUUGAUUUCCAGUUAACUGAAAGAAAGUUAAAAGGCACAAAAAGGAGGCCUGGCGCACAAGGAAACCUUAACUAACACUUGGCACGUGGUCUCUGGGCACUAAGAAAGACACGUAGGCCAAGGCUUUCAAACUCCUAAGGAGUAUUACAGUGCAUGGGAACUUUUCCAUAUAUUUCAGUGGAUUAGGCUUUCACUUUGCUAUGACGAGCAACUGUUGGUGUCUAAAUAAUCAGCUGCAUGGCAUAACAUGCACACAUUAGAAAUCUUGCAUUUGUCAGGCUUUUUUUUUUUUAAACCCCAUACAUUUGAGAAUUUGUGCCAUAUUAACCCCAUUCAAAUACCGUGUGCUCAGACUGUGACUGAUAAAUCUACAUCUCAACAGCCAGAAAACAAACAAACAAACAAA
Messenger RNA from Cygnus olor (mute swan), 9568 nucleotides. It is a transcript of the gene GDAP1L1, whose product is annotated as ganglioside induced differentiation associated protein 1 like 1. The record is from RefSeq and is a predicted model, not a curated record. Lineage: Eukaryota; Metazoa; Chordata; Aves; Anseriformes; Anatidae.